UGGCUGCACCGCAGGCCAGGUCUGAUUUUUUUUGGAGACUCAAAGUGUAACCGACAGUGUGUGCUCGCAUCAUGAGUAAGGGAUAUAAGAGAAGAUGCUAAACCAGUGACCGCCCAGGCUUGCCGCGUGACCUGUGACCGCGGACAUUGUGCUGUGUGUACGUGUGUGAAAAGAAGCUUGUGUGCGUGUGGUUGUGUGUGUGUGUGUUGUGUGCUGGUGUGUUGUGUUUCCCUCGAAUCUGUCGCGCAAAAGCUUAUCCCCCCUUCCCGAACCAACAAACAAGUAAAACGAGAAAACACACAGAAGAAAAAAAAACCGAACCUGUAUGAUAACUUAACACCAGCUAACCUCAACCAUGUAUCAAGAGCAAUGCUUGCGGGCGCGGACGGACGAAGAAGCAGAAGCAACGGCAGGAGCGGCAGCAGCAGCAACGGUAGCGCCCCCAUCAUCGAUUAGCUUGGCCGCGUGUGCACCGGUGCGGGUGCGUUGCCCACCCUAGGAGGGCGGCCGUCAGGGUUGGCGGGCGGUCCACCAGGGCCACCACGGACACGGAAACUUCCGACAGCUUAAAACUUAGCAGCGCUUCCCAACGCGGUGCGCUUAACUUUUUAAAUCUCUGCCAGCUCCUCCCCCCCCCCUCUCACUCCCUGUGCUCUCCCUUCGCCGUCUCCUGGUUCCAUCAGUUUUCGGGCACCGCCCCACCGUAGCGCGCGGGGGGAAAAAGGAUCGAGUUUUGUCAGAGAGAAAAAAAAGGAACAAACAGUUUCCGAAGAACAGUUUUGUGCCACAAACUUGCCCAAGAGACUUGCGAAACAAAGCGAAGCCGUAAAACCUGAUGCCCAGCAUGCCCCAAGCUUUGGCUUACUGGAUGUAAAAAAAAAAAAAAAAAAAAAAACAAAAAAUCCUGUGUGCGUGAUUGUGAGGCAGCAAAGUGUCGUUGGCGGGUGCAAGCUUCUUAGCCGAACUUACUUAAUCGAACCGUUAGUGGACUGUGAGUUUUUUUUCGGGGGUUUUGCACCUGCGGAAACUCCAACACAACCGAGCGGGUCCGCGCUGGGGCGGAGGGGCGUGAGCUGCACGGCAGCGUUGGACGGUUCCGGCAGGCGAGCCGGAGCCGGAGGAACAUCAUACGCCACCGGGCGGUACAACAUGGUGGUGGCGGCGGCGGAACCGCGUCGGAACCGGGGCAGUGGCCGGUCGCACCGCUGUCUGGUCGCGCUGGCCGGGUUCGGCGUGCGGCUGGGCCUGAUCGUACCCCUGCUGACGGUACCGCUCUUCCUGGGCAUCGCCCACGGUGAGGAGCAGACAACGGAAAUCACGUCGGAGGGCGUCGGGCACUACAACGGAAAGUCGGAGCAGUCGGGGCCGCCGGGGCCGAAUCAGCUCGGCGCGGCCUGGCAGAUAUUCGGCUCGAACUCGAUGCGGCAGCCGGGGGGCGAGGGCCGGGUCGUCAAGACGAAGCCGCGCAAACCGAAACCCUACCAGAAGGACAUCCGGCCGCAGCUGCCGCCGGGUAAGAUCAUGAUGGCGCCGCCCCGGCGGCGCACCUUCCACCAGGCGACCCAGUACCCCAAGAACGCCUCGAUCGCGAUCGACCGUAGCGCAGGGCUGUCGCACCACCCGAUCGGGAGCCACGCGGCCGGUGGCAAUGUGUACGGCUCGAUGUCGCACUACGACACGGUGUACGGUAUACGGGGGGUCGAGCGGCGAGACAACGAUGGCUUCCGGCCGUUCGAGCGGUACGGGCCGAGCGCGCACCUGGGCCACUACCACAUCCACCCGGACGAUGACAUAUUCCGGCCGGACGAGGAGCUGCUGAUGGAGUCGGGCGGAGGCGGCGGCGGAGCGGGUGCCGCCGGCAAGGCGGACGGGCUGGCCGGGAUCGAGAGCUGCGACAUCAAGUGCGAGCCGCGCGAGUUCACCUGCGACAAGAGCUGCGCCUGCAUCCACAUGGAUCUGCACUGCGACGGGCAGGCGGACUGCGUGCUGACCGAGGACGAGCAGAACUGCGAGAUAGUGCACCAGCGGCUGGCCCAGCAGAUCAAGGACAACUGCGAGACGAGCGGCACGCACGUGAUCUGCGCGACCACGCACACCUGCAUCUCGCGCGACUGGCUGUGCGACGGGGACGACGACUGCGGCGACUACACGGACGAGACGCACUGCGGCAACCGGCACGACUGCACCGAGGAGAAGUUCGAGUGCCAGAACGGGAUGUGCAUACCGCGCGACUGGGUGUGCGACGGCGACAACGACUGCAACGACCUGUCGGACGAGAAAAACUGCACCAAACAAUGUACGCGGGACGAGUUCCGGUGCAAGGAUGGGUCCUGCAUCUCGGCCUCGUUCCAGUGCGACGGCGAGACGGACUGUAUCGACGAGUCGGACGAGGCGAAUUGCGACCGGCCGAUGCAGAGCUGCCCGGAGGGCGAGUUCAAGUGCAAGGGCGCCCUGGGCGGUAUGGGCGGCCCGGGCGGCCGCUGCGUCCUGAUGCGGUUCCGGUGCGACGGCGACAACGAUUGCGGCGACUGGAGCGACGAGGAGAACUGUGCGAAGAAGCAGGUCGACUGCAUGAUCAACGAGUUCAAGUGCGACGAUGGCGACUGCAUUCCGCUGCAGUGGCGCUGCGACGACAAGCAGGACUGCAACAAUGGCGAGGACGAGAAGAACUGCCCGGUGGAUCGGAUCGCCGGGCGGACCUGCUCGCCGGACGAGUACACGUGCAAGGAUGGCCGCUGCAUACUGCGAUCCUGGGUGUGCGAUGGCUCGGCCGACUGUCGGCGCGGCGAAGACGAGCAGGACUGCGACAUCAAGUGUGAGCUGAACCAGUUCCUGUGUCCCUCGGGCAGCCGAAAUAGUACGCGCGACUCCAGCGUGUGCAUCAACCAGAAGCAUGUGUGUGACGGGCACACCGACUGUGCGAACGGCGAGGACGAGAUGCGCUGCCCGAUCGUGCACCCGUGCGGGGCCCACUCGCGCUGCGAGCAGCUCUGCAUCACGGCGUACAGCGGUCGGGAGGAGUGCAUGUGCCGGCCGGGAUACCUGCUGCACGGCAACGGCUACAACUGCACCGACAUCGACGAGUGCAGCAUCACGAGCAAUCCGGUCUGCUCGCAGGAGUGUCUGAACGUGGCGGGCAGCUUCCGGUGCUCCUGCCAGCCCGGCUACGUGCUGCGGCCGGACCAGCGCACCUGCAAGGCGGUCGGCGGCUCGGUGAAGCUGCUGAUGGCGAACCGGGCCGACAUACGGCAGGUGUCGCUCAGCAACAACCAGUACACCUCGAUCGCGAAGGGCCUGCCGAACGCGAUCGCGCUCGACUACCACUACCGGCAGGAUCUGCUGUUCUGGACGGACGUGUCGAUCGACGUGAUCAAGCGGUCGCACCUGAACGGGAGCGGCGUCCGGGACGUCAUCAAGUGGGGGCUGGAGUCGCCGGGCGGGCUGGCAGUGGACUGGAUACACGAUCUGCUGUUCUGGACGGAUUCGGGCACGCGCCGCGUCGAAGUGUCCACGCUCGACGGCCAGAUGCGGGCCGUGAUUGCGGCGAGUGAUCUGGACAAACCGAGAGCGAUCGCGGUGCAUCCGGGCCGGGCGCUGGUGUUCUGGACCGACUGGGGCACGGCGCCGAAGAUCGAGCGCGCGUUCAUGGACGGGUCCGACCGGCAGACGAUCAUCGCGGAGGCCAUCUUCUGGCCGAACGGGCUCACGAUCGACUACACCAGCAGCCGCAUCUACUGGGCGGACGCGAAGCACGUGAUCGAGAGCGCCAACUUUGACGGGCGGGUGAGGCGCAAAAUCCUGAGCAACAACCUGCCGCACCCGUUCGCGCUCGCCCUGUUCGAGGACUCGAUGUACUGGACGGACUGGCACACGAAAACCAUCUCGACCGCGAGCAAGGUGAAUGGGCGCGGCUUCCGCGUCGUGCACGAGGGGCUCCACUUCCCGAUGGGCAUCCAGAGCUACCAUCCGUCCCGCCAGCCCGACUUCACCAACCGGUGCGUGGCGGACAAGAACGGCCGCAAAGGGGGCUGCUCGCACCUGUGCCUGCCGGCCCGCACGCACCGCCGCUGCGCCUGCCCGAUCGGGCUGACGCUGCGCCCGGACCAGAAGACCUGCUCGACCGUGCCGGACAAGCUGCUGCUGAUCGCGCGCAAGAAGGACGUCCGGGUGCGGCAGCUCGAUGCGGCUAACCCGGUCGACAUGGUGCUGCCGCUCGACGGCAUCAAGUCGACCGUCGCCGUCGACUGGUGCAGCCGCACGAACGUCAUCUACUGGACGGACGUCGGCAAGAGCAUGAUCAGCCGGGCGUUCAUCAACGGCAGCCAGCAGGAGGCGAUCGUGAAGGCGAACCUGAUCUCGCCCGCCGGUCUCGCCCUCGACUGGGUGACGGACAAGAUCUACUGGACGGAUCCGGGCACGAACCGCAUCGAGGCGGCGACGACGGACGGGCGCCAGCGGGCGCUGCUGAUCUGGGAGCGGCUGGACAAGCCGCGCGACAUUGUGGUGCACCCGGGCGAGGGCUACAUGUUCUGGUCGGACUGGGGCUCGAACCCGCUGAUCGAGCGGGCCGGCAUGGACGGUACCGGCCGGUUCACGCUCGUGUCGGAGAAUCUGCAGUGGCCGAACGGGCUGGCGCUGGACGUGGACAAGCAGCGGCUGUACUUCCUGGACGGUGGCACGAAAUCGCUCGAGUACGUCAACUACGACGGCACCGGGCGCAACCGGCUCAUCACCGAGGGGCUGAAGCACCCGUUCGGGCUGGACGUGUACGAGAAGCGCGUCUACUGGACCGACUGGGACACGCACAGCAUCCAGGUGGCGAACAUGUACAACGGGCACGACCGGCGCACGAUACUCGCGAACAACACCGACCUGAUGGACAUACGCGUGUUUCACCGGAACAGGCGCGACUCGCGCAACCCGUGCGCCCACAAGAACGGUGGCUGCUCCUACAUCUGUCUGCUGAACCCGACCAGCUACAGCUGUGCCUGCCCGAUCGGUAUCCAGCUGAAGGAUAAUGGUAAAACGUGCAAGAGCGGCCCCUCCAACUAUCUGGUGUUUGCGCACCGUACCGAGGUGCGGCAGGUGUCGCUCGACAGUGACUAUCAGAUCGAUGUGGUGCUGCCGCUGCCCCCGAUCUCGAACGUGGUCACGCUGGACGUCGAUCGGCGCACGGGCGAGAUCUACUGGGCGGACACGAUCGAGGACGUGAUCAUGCGCUCCACGCCGGACGGCAUGCGCAUCAAGCAGAUCUACAGCGAGAGCAUGACCAGCGUGGACGGGCUCGUGAUCGACUCGAUCGGGCGCAAGCUGUACUGGACCGACGCCGGGCGGAAGGUGCUGGAGGUGAGCGACCUGGAGGAGGGCAUACGCAGUGCGCUGGUGUGGAAGGAUCUGGAGCAGCCGCGGGGCAUCGCGCUCGACUACGAGUCGGGCUACCUGUUCUGGUCGGACUGGGGCGCCAACCCGCGCAUCGAGCGGGCCGACAUGGACGGGGAGAACCGGGUCGAUCUGAUCACCGAGGGGCUCGGCUGGCCGAACGGGCUGGCCGUCGAUCGGGCGGCAAAGCGUAUAUACUGGGCCGACGCACAGAUGAAGACGAUCGAGUCGUGCACGCUGAGCGGUGGGGCGCGCACCAAGGUGGUGGAAAAUUUGCCCCACCCGUACGCACUGGCCGUCACCGGGCGCACCAUCUACUGGACGGAUUGGAUCACGAAGGCGCUCCACUCGGUGCCGAAGGGCAACCCGGCCCACAUCCGCAACGUUACGCACGGGCUGGAGGGCCUGAUGGAUGUGAAGGUGGUGCAGGAGGACGAGGAGCGCCAUCUGGAGAAUGUGUGCGGGGCGGGCAACGGGGGCUGCUCGCACCUGUGCCUGCGCAAUCCGACCGGCUACUCGUGCAAAUGUCCGACCGGGCUGACGAUGCGGGAAGGCAGCACGACCGACUGUAAAACCCUGCCGGACGAGUACCUGCUGAUAGCACUGCGCUCGGGCAUUGGGCGCAUCUCGCUCGACACGCCGGACCUGUUCGAUGUGGUGCUGCCAAUCGAGGGCGUACACGGUGCGGUCGUGCUGGACUACCACUUCGACAGCAUGUACGUGUUCUACGCCGAUGUGAACGUGGACGCGAUCCGGCGCGUCAACAUGCACAACUACUCCGACACGCAGGUGAUCGUUUCGAGCGGGCUGAACACACCGAACGGCAUCGCGGUCGACUGGCUCGCCGACAACCUGUACUGGACGGACACGGCCCUGAAGAAGAUCGAGGUCGCCCGGCUGGACGGCUCGUGCCGGAAGGCCAUUCUGACCGACGGGCUGGACGAUCCGCGCUCGAUCAUCCUCUAUCCGAAGCGGGGCUUCGUCUUCUGGGCCGACUGGGGCCAAACGCCCAAGAUCGAGCGGGCGUACAUGGACGGGUCCGAGCGGCGUAGCAUAGUCGACUUCGAGCUCGGCUUCCCGACCGGCCUGGCCAUCGACUUCGACGCGAAGAAGCUGUACUGGGCGGACGCACUGCAGGAUCGGAUUGAGCUGUGCGACUUCGACGGGCGCCGGCGCCAGCAGGUGGUGUCGCACGCGACCCAUCCGUUCGGGUUCACGCUCACCGCGACGCACCUGUACUGGACCGACUGGUACAACAAGUCGGUACUGCGCGCACCGAAGCACAGCGUGUCGAGCGUCGAGGUGGCCCGGUUCAGCUUGCGCGGUGCACUCGAGAUACGGGCCGUGUCGGGGCAGCGGCAACCGCACGACUGGAACCCGUGCCGCAGCGACAACGGCGGCUGCUCGCACCUGUGCCUGUACGCCGAGACGCGGUACGUAUGCGGCUGCCCGGACAUACCGGACGCACAUCACUGCGACCCCGAGCCGGCCAUCCUCGUGGCGAUGAAGCCGAACGACGAGAUGCUGUCGGCGAGCGAGGAGAAACCACCCCACUCGAACGGCUCGAUCGUGCUGAGCAGCAGCCGAAUGCACGCGCAGCUAGUCAUCAUAGCGACCGCCAUCCUGGCCGGGCUGCUUAUCAUCGUCAUCAUCGCCAUCUUAGUGCUGAUUGUCAACUCGAAACGCAAGCAGAGUAAGAAAAGCUCGCGCAGUGCCAGCGACGUGCUGACCUUUACCAACCCGAACUACAACGGCAUCGAGGGUCUCUGCCAGACCGGCGAUUCCGGCUCGUCGCGCAACACCAUCUGGAAGCGGCUGAAGUACGAUCGGGCACAGGAGCGUGUUUUUGAGGAGAAGUAUCUGGGCGUCCAGCAUCACGGUACCAGCAACGGUAGCUACCUAGCGUCGACGCCCACGUCCCAGAUAACACCGGUGUCGGCUGUUCUACCCGUCUAAAGCGCUCUAAGCGUUUUGGGGGCAUGCCAGUCCUUGUGGGUGUAUAGUUCCUGCUGUUCGCGCGAGGCGAUUCACUGACGAUACCCGAAUUCCGAACACAUCUAAGGGCAGACUGAGGACGAGCGGCAUGGGCAAGGGGUUGUUUUUACUCUCCUUCCGGCCGGCAGCUCCUCCUGCAGUUCUGCUACUGGCGAGGAAGACAAAAAAACAAAAACCACAUACAUAUAUAUAUUAGAGAACAGAGUCCUGAGAGGAAAACGGAACACGAACCUUAAACUGCUCAAGCAAGAAUGUUAUAUACAUUACAGACUGGGACACAAAUUGGGAAUGUUAUGACUAUUACAGGCAGCUAAAUCACAACAUCGUUAAAACGAAAAGAAAGAAACAAACAAAAAAACACACACACACUCACAUUAAAGAACUUUACAGAAUAUUAAGAUAACAUUUCAAUUCAAUGAAAUAUUCUAUAGCGUUUGCAACGCAGCAGCAACUCGUUGCUAGAUGGUGUCCCCAGGCAGUGCCCUUGGGGAGCCUGAGGGGAGGAAAUGUACUGGAAAAGCUGUGAGCUAAAAUACAUACCGGUGGUCCGGCACCAACCAGUUGGUCCCCACAGGUUUAGGGUCAUUCGUUUCCGUUUGAUACUUCCGUUUGAAGCGUUGCAUACUCCCAUACAUAUGCGUAAACAUGCUGUGAACUAUCCCGGUGGUGGCGAAAGAGAUAAAAAUAUAGGUGAAAAGAGAAAGAGAGAGGGAGAGAGUAGUCGCACCACCGACAAAACAAACCAUAAAGCAAACGAUUCCAUUACACGUUUGUCAAACAACACAUCUUUGCCCACAGCGGGCCAUCUUUUCCACCUACGCUCGGUUCACUGUAUCCAUUCAAAGAAGCAAAAGAAGUAGAAGAUGUUGAUGAUGUUUUGGAGCAAUGCACAAAACAAUACUGGCAGAGAUUGCUGGACUCCUAAAGGAUGAUCUUUUGCUCCAGCAAGAAGCUGUCGUCUUAAUAUCUACGUGCGUGUGUGCGUGCGUGGCUUGGUAAAUACACCCACCCAUACACACACGCACACACUUAACGCAAACAGGCAAAUACAUUCGGGCAGCAAUUACCCGCCAGGUUGGAUGUGGGGGAGGGGGACCUACGCGAACCCGUUUUAGAAGCUAAAUUUGUAUAUUUGUAGGUGAUCUGUACACGUGUACUGUGUGUUUUCAAUUCAUUCUGCAUGAAUUUGUAUCUAAGGAAGAUAAAAAGAGGAAGACGACGAAGAAGAAGGAGAAGAAUACAAAAUACCAUACCACGAAAGGAAGAGAAAGGGGAGGAAAAAAGUAACAAACAUACAAAUAAAGCAAACAAACAAGGGCAACGAGAUUGUAGUGGUAGAAGGCGAGGGCGAACUUGAUACGACUAUAUAGGAGGCUGUGUUGUGUACCAAUCUGACGUGUAGGUGCGCGUGUGUGUGCGUGCGUGUGUGUGUGUGUGUGUGGUGUGUGUGUGUGUGUGUGUGAGUGACGGUUUUAGUGGCGAACGUUACUUAGCAAGCGCUUGCACUCUGCUUGCUAGCCGUCAGCGUACGUCAGACUGUUGGAUCUGUACAGUGGGGAGGGCCGCAUCGCCUCUUGUCCCCGUGCGUCGGUGGCUCCGGACUGCGGGACCAGCGUAAGAGGUGGUGCGUUAACAUCCAACGUCUUUAAAUUCGGUUGUUAAUUAGUGAAUGUGUCUAUAGUCGUACACACACACACACACUUACACACAGGCACAUCCUCGCGGCAGCUCAAAAAUCAUAACUCGAGUGGCAACGCAUGUUGCGCUCCGAGGUUUACUACGUUAUUAGUAGCGAUACAUUAGGGCGAUAGCUCAGACCGCCAGAGAAGGCUCGAGCGUGAGCUAACAAACAGACAAACGAACAAAAAAAAUGGAGGGGCCGACACCAGACAGCCAAAGUUUGGCCCCGGAUGCGGUCGCUCCGGUCGCUCGCAGGACGCGCCGCGGCGUUCUUCGUUCAGUUUUACUCAAAGCACACUUGUUUCAAAUCUACCAAGCGUUGCUCUGUUUAGCAUGUUGAGACUAUUGACUGAUUAUCGAUGUAUGUAUCUAGUUUAACCGGACGACGAUGUUGGAGGGGCGGGUGGUAUGGGGGCUGUGCAAGGGAUGGUUUGAAGCAAACCAACGCCACCCCGCGGACGUGGUCGGACCGAUUAGUAAAGGGGACGAACGAAGCUUUACGAUUCUUGGUGGUCUUUGUGGUGAUCGGGUCCUCGGUGCACCGACCUUGGACGAUUGGCUGGAGCUGGGCACAUCGAGUUUAAACUUUUUUGUUGUUUUGCGGGCUUUAAGGAUACCGAAGGAUGCAAACCCCAAAACACUGCUCAUACCUCCACUCCCCUCUGUUGGCGACCGAACGUUUUGCCGCGUGGUUUGGUGUGCCCGUUUGGGGUCCUACACGACAAGGGGAAGGAGAGAUUGAAAAAAAAGGAAUUAAGAAAUGCCAAGCAAAUACGAAACAAACUUAUUUGUAAAUACUGUGUACUACAAGGGCAAAACACAAACACACAUUCACAUAUUACACUUUACACACACAAACAGAGCAACAUGGCGAGAUUGUCAUCGGAGUAGUGUGUUGACGUGCAGCAAUCAGCACAGUUGAUGGACAGUGCAACAAUGUGCCAAAAGCAUCGAAUCGGAUCGAUUAGGCGAGUUUUUGGUUGGUUCGUUAGUUUCGUUACGGUUUGCAAUCAACGCGUAGGCAGCGCGCACUUGGGGACAGUUGGCGAAACCUGCGGGCCCAGUCUAGCUCCACAUGUCUGUGGGUACACUCAGCGGUAGCUUCCUCGCCUGCAUGCAGCCGGCUGGGUGGGAGCGGACUAAGUCGGCGGUCCGUUUGCACUGCUUACGGCGCCAGAGGCUCAAAAAGGUUGUGCACACAACCUGGAACGCUUUGAGCAGAUGCAUCACGGUACCAGCCGGCGUAGACUGUGCCUACCAGUGCGCUUCGUUUGCUGCGUGCUACAGCCGAGUGUCUCCUUAUGCCCGUGAGUUUCCGAGCUGUCUCCCAAGGCGUGUGGAAUGCGUUAAAGAAUUCGAAAGAGAAGAAAAAAAAACACAUAAAUAAUUGAGGCUAGUGUGAGGACAACAAUUGAACAUUAUUUUUCCAAAAAUAUUCUAAAAAAAAAUGCAUAAUAUUUGCAUGACUGUUUUACCGCUCACGUUAACACAUCGUAAGAGAUACUCACCAGGACAACUCGACCGGUCUGCCUGUCUACACAACAAACGGAAACGGCACAGAACACAGGCAAAAGUACGCUAUACAAUCUCUGUAAAAGAAGCAGACAAACGAUGCAUCAAAGUGUUGCAUUGCGAGUAACUAAUAACUUUACGGUACUUGAAACACAGGGCAAUACAUUCUAAUCGGACGGUGUCUAUCGUUUCCAUAGCAAUGCGUGUGUGACAAGAUGAGCGGCAGAGGCCAAACCCCUAAGCAAGCCCUCAGCUCCCGCAAAGCAAACCGUUGCUGCGGCAAACUUGGCACCAACGGUGCCCUCAAUCAAGGGGCUCUACAUUGAGGCUCACACUACGGGGGAGCCAGGUUUGACCCCACCCCGAACGGUUUACGGAUGCGCUUUAGGGGCGUUUGUUGAUUGUUGCAAAAAAAAAAGAAAAACAAAACUCAUUUGCCUCAUCGUUCAUACAAUCUGUUCGAACGUGUUACUUUUCUCUUGUCUCAAGACCUGAACUGGAACAACAGCAGUUAUCACUUGGUACUUAGCGUGGCUAAACGUCAAGUUUAAGAUAAAAAAUAUAAUGUAAACACAAAAAAACAAAACCAAAAGAAGAGACGGGCUGUUUGCGAUGUUAAAUUGCGAGUGAGGGGAGGGAAGGGCAACAUAAACAAAGCAAAAACGCAUGCAUUCAUGCAGGUUUUUGAAUCCGCGAAACGCAUCAUCAGAAUGCGCGUUUUAGUGCAGCCGUACCGUGGGAGGUGCGGAUUUUUUUUUUGUUUUGUGCUACGGAGUAGAGAGUCGGGGAAGCAACACGACAACACAAAUGCAUGUUUUUUCGGGAAAUUUACGAUAGGGUUGGUAAGCGACGGGGGCGCCCUACUGCACACAGGGCAAUGGUAGAAGUGCGCUCGGGGCAAUCACGCUCGAUGGCUCUAGAGGGAUUCGCUGCUGUCACUUCCAUUGUUGCCCGCCGCAUGUGUGCGGGCGCAGUGCGGCUAAUGCGCCGCGGGGAGAAGAGUGUUGGAGUGUUUUAUUAAUUUAUUUGUUUGUGUUGUUUUUUACGGACACAGUAUAUGAUAUCAUCGGGAAGGUUACAAAUCGGCCGUCCCAGUUUAUACAUGUAAAAACAAAAUGAAAAACACAAACACACACACACACAAAGAAAAGCCACAGGCUUUAGUAAAGGCAACGGGGAAGAAAUCCAUUGGACCGAUCGCUUUGGGUAUGCGAACGAAUCUCGCGGAAUGAAAUUUGCGCAAGGCUCUACAAAUUUUAUUAUCGCCGAGAUAUUCGCAGAGGGGGUUUAUGACAACAACAACAACAACAACAGAACACACUCACAUACACUCUGAGAUUUAGUAUAAGCAAGAUGCUCGGGAUGGGGCAGAGAGAAAGAGAGGGAGAGAGAACGAAAGAGAGCAAAAGAGAGAGAGAAACCAUAGCGUAGAGCGUUCCAAAUGCUACAACAGUAAAUGAAUUAUGAUGUAAAACGGAUGUGAAUAAUUUAUUACCUACCUUAUAUAGUAUUAUAAGGAUAAUACAAGUUUUGGCAGGGUUAUAGACAAACAAAAAAAAACUGGCUUGUGAACAAACAAAAUGGGGGAGACCGAAGAAAGCCGCAACGCUUCGUUCGGAUCUCUUGUUUGAUGCUCAUUUUAAACAUUAUUUGUAGGGUAUAUCUUAGGAGGUCCAGUUAAAGUGGACAGUAAGGAUCAUCUACGCAAUGCAUUUAACGAAAGGAAGAAAAAAAAAGACAACAGUACGUAUGAUUUUUGCUAACACACAGUGUGAACACAAUACUACAACACUGCAGCAUUCGGUGCAAAGCAAACAGAGCAAACCUACACCAACACACACAAGAGAUUUUGCGAUGUGAAACGAAGGAAAAGGCGCUCCAACCGUAACUCUGGUACACGCGCUAGGUUCAUGCUAAUGCCGUUCGGAUGGGGUUUAGGCAAAGGCAAAGCUAAAACACACAUACACUCUCACACACAAACACAGAAACAAAACAUAGAUUCACAUUUACAAGCGAGUGAAACAGAGAGAAUCGAAGAAUGAUAUAAUGGUUGAAGGAAGGCGGUACCGCGCAUCUAACGUAAGAUUGAUUGUAAUGAGGAAGUAUAAACAUUUGAUAACCUCGAAGAGGGUAUAGCAAGAGCGUAGCAAACAAAACGAGCAACAACAAGAAAAAAAACGAAGACGAGUCAAACGAAACACAAACACACACAUGAAGGUCAGUGAGUCUAACUCACAAAUGAUUCAGAUGAUAUUUAUAUUUUUAAAAAGAAAAACCAAACAAAAAAGUGAAUAGUCCUGCAUUUAUUAGGAACAAAAGAAGAAAAAAAGUCGUUUAAACUACAAAAAAAGGAACAGCAUGCGGAAUGUGAAAAUGCAGUUGGCGUGGACAGAGGGGGACAGAGAUUGAACAGUGGUAGAGCGAGAAAGCGAGCGAAACAGCGAAAAACAAUUGAGCGGACACGAGCAAAUAAAAGGGGGGAAAAGGUAAGGGGGAGGGAAGAAAACAGUUCUCAAAUCAAUGUAUAUUAGGAAUUUAACAAGACAAACCAAAACCAGAAAACAAAUCACAAAGAAAACAACACCAUACACAAUACAGACACUCACACACGCGUACACAUGAAUACAAACAGACAAGUGCAAGCAAAUCGAAGCAAAAACAACAAAAGAAAAAACAAGAUGAGAAAAUAUGUUAAGGUAUUCUGACACACCAAUCAGCUCAACUAAAAGCAACUGGAUGACAGGGGAAAACAAAGGGAAACGAACCUGCCAUCGCACACGGAAGCAAAACUACAACAAAAAUAAGGUACGUGAAUGGAAGCGCCAGCAAACGAGUGAAGAAACACAAGCAAGCAAACAAGCAAACAAACAAUAAACUAGUUCAUGUGAGGUGGGAAAUUGGACAAACAGAAACACAAGCGAUGAAAAAAGAGAAGAAUGCGAGGGAUAUUGAAGCGAUGUACGCUGCAGCAGCACAGGCCGGCACGGCGAUGGCCGAGCAUUUGACAGUGACACAACAACAAAACCCCCAAUUCACACAGAACAGCUGGUCGUUUUAAAAGGACUGUGUUAAGUUCCAUAUCCUUGUUCGGUGUAACGCGGUGUUUGCAACUAAUUUAAUUGAGCAACAAAAUGGUACACAUUACCACGCGGUGGUCAGGUUCGGUUGUGAGGCGCAAGGCAGAUGCUGUUCAUCCACGGCGGCUGCAGCAAAAUGCAUGGAUUUGGACUAAUUUUGAUAACUUAUUCACUACGAAAGCCAACUGAGUGAAGCGUGCACGUGUUAGAAGAAUUGAUACAACGGAAUGCUUGCUUGAUAAGACAGUUUAGUGUGUUUGACACGGAAGGUUUUUUCUUUUCACAAGCACAACGGUCAGGCCUUAGUACUCGGCGAGUACAUUUAGUAAUGUUCUGUUGUGUUUUUUUUUUUACGAAAACAGAAUAAUGUUCUUCAAUGCUCAUGUUAGCCAUUAUGUUAACUGAUUUCUUGACAGUAACAACCUCACACAUUCAUAUCCGUAAACACACAAACACACACCCACACAUCACACACACAAACGCGAACAUCGAAAACAAAUAAUGAAAGCACGGAUCUAAAUAGUUACGUAAGCAUUCCGACACAUACUAACUAAUGCUGAAUAUUUCGAUCACAACAAUUACCUAGCGAAUUGGGCAGUGUGCUGCAGGGAAGCCGCCAUUUUCUACCACUGGAGAAAUCCUAGGUCAGCUGACACACUCACAAAUACACUCAAUAACACACACACACACCAUACACACAUACCCACAGACACACAUCCAGACACGUUGAAGCCAUUGAAAGGUGGACUCGGCUCGGCUUGUCGAGGAGCGCAGGUCACGGACGUGGCUCGCGCACGGGACCGGAUGACCAACCGGUCGCCGUGCGCGAUGCCGCGCCACGGAGCGAGAGCAGUGAUACGGUAGGCAGGGAGGAAACGGGAGGGAAAGUUGCGGUGGCGGAUGAACAAACCACUAAAGAAAACUGAAUAACAUUGUAAUGAUAAAGAGAAAGAAAAAUUAAAUAUUAAUAAAUGUAUUUUAAAUGUUAAAAAA
This is a messenger RNA of Anopheles merus, 14636 nucleotides long. RefSeq names its product low-density lipoprotein receptor-related protein 4 (gene Lrp4). NCBI's taxonomy places the organism in Eukaryota, Metazoa, Arthropoda, Insecta, Diptera, Culicidae. The record is from RefSeq and is a predicted model, not a curated record. Gene Ontology annotation, molecular function: calcium ion binding; protein binding. The coding region runs from base 1150 to 7335 and encodes 2061 amino acids. The transcript is spliced from 11 exons.